GCACAUGAUAUUAUUUAAUAUUUAAUCUAAAUAUUAAAUUUGUAACUACAGCAUUUAAAAUUUUAAAUUCGAUACUCAAAACUUACUCUUGUAUUUCACUACUACGUUCAUCCUUGUCAUCGUGUUUUAAAUUAGUUUUAAUCAUGAAUACUUUAAUCAGAUCGUUAAGAUCUUCCUUGAAAAUUUCCAACGUGGUCGUUAAUAAUUGUACCAGAAAUAUAUCAAUGGCUCCCGUCUAUCGAUCAAUGUGGUUUGCAACAAAAAAAGUAGACCAAAUACGACCUUUCAACGUACGGCUUGCACACUCAUCAGUUGAAAAAGAAUUACAACAGUUCUUGGACAAUGAAAUAAAAAGUGAAGAACAGACGUCCGACAAAACAAAUUUACCUAAAACAUUUGAAGGAUUCAAAGUAUCUGCCGAUGGCGCAGAAGUAGAACUGACAAAGGAAACUUCAGAUGAAACAAUUGCCAUAAAAUUUAACAUCAAUCACUCUGUAACAGAAGAAGAAUCUGAAGGAGUAGAUAAAGUUGCAUUAAGGUCUAAGCCAGAUUUUGAAAUAGAUAUAACUCGAGGUGAUGUUAUUCUUGGCUUCAAUUGCUCAUAUGCCAACAACUUUGAUAACACAGAAUUAGAUGAAGCAAAUGAUGAAGUAUUUCACAUUGAUGAAGUUACUAUUUAUGAAAACAAAUACUCAGACAAUAAAUAUGCCUUAGCUGGAGAUACAUUGGAUGCUGACCUCUAUGAUUUAUUGAAGACGUUCCUAGCAGAAAAAGGUAUAUCCAACACAUUUAUUGAAAAUAUUUCUGAUUUAAGUACACAGUAUGAACAAAAAGUUUACAUCAAAUUUUUAAAUGAUUUAAGGAAAUUUUUUUAGAUUGUCAUUAAUAAUCUAAAGUAUAAAUUUAAACACUAAUUUUGUAUAUUAUUUUAGUCUCAUGUAAUAGAAAAUAAAUUGUGAAACUUAUCAAUAGUUUUUUUUUUUAUCAGA
This is a messenger RNA of Rhopalosiphum padi (bird cherry-oat aphid), 989 nucleotides long. RefSeq names its product complement component 1 Q subcomponent-binding protein, mitochondrial (gene P32). Gene Ontology annotation, biological process: cytosolic ribosome assembly. Gene Ontology annotation, cellular component: mitochondrial matrix. NCBI's taxonomy places the organism in Eukaryota, Metazoa, Arthropoda, Insecta, Hemiptera, Aphididae. The record is from RefSeq and is a predicted model, not a curated record. Bases 144 to 875 code for a protein of 243 amino acids. The transcript is spliced from 5 exons.